AUGCUGCCGUCCACGCAGCUGGUUUCUCUCAAGUGCAAAGCGCUAUGCGCAACAGUGAAGCAAAUAUUGACCAAUGCUUUAUCGUUGGAAUAUCUCGAGAUCACUGAACAAGCCAGUUACCACCCCGAUAUGCAGACCGCCACAACGCCGCCAUCGCUUACAGUGCUCAAAAUGCAAUAUUCGUCUUCAAACGUUUUUGAACGCUUGACCGCUCCUGACCUGAAAGUUCUGGACAUCUGGCAGACCCAAUCGCACAGCCGCCCACCUAUUUCCCUCAAUCUGACUAAUUUCCUCGACAGGCAUCCGUGCCUCACAUCACUUCGUUUGCGUGUCCUCGCAACGGCACUGGGCAGUCUCUCUGGUUUGCUGAAACUGACGCCUUUGUUGGACAACCUGGAAGUCGCCCUUCCCCCGAAGCAAGACAUCGAAGCACUCGUAUACGGAAUUGACAACAACCCCCUCGUCCCUUCUUUGAAGCUGUGCACGUUCUACCUUUUUAGCCGCGCGGCAUUUUAUACCGUCGACGCCAUCUCGGCGCCGGCUCUCAAUCUCCUCGGUGCAACUCGAUGCGGACAGACUCGGCCUUUGCACGUUAACCGAUUGGAAAGCCUCAACAUCGACCUCAUACAACACGCAUCCGCAUCUCAUCAAUUAUCCCCGCUGCUGAGGCGGCUCGAGGGAUGGAAUACUUCAAGCACGAGCGUUGAUUUGAAUCGAUUGAAGAUGGACCUGUCGCGUCAAAUACCCGGUCUCCUGACAGGAUCCAGGCUGGAAGCUGCCCCUGAUGAUGAAGAACUGGAAAGGACGUUUGACGCUCUUGGGAAUGUGGAGGUGACAGCGCCGGAUAUACAUGUCUCAUCGAUCCAUUCUACUCUCAAAUAUGUGUCUAUGGCGGAUGAAUUUGCUUAUUCCAAACGCGCGAGUGCUAUUCUGGAGAAAUGGAGACCAUCUCUAGAGGAUAAUAUCUCCGAUCGACGGUGGAUGAUCCAAGCAUCAAGCGCGGUUUACAUCCCCAUAGAUGAUGCACGUCGUUCGUGUGCAGGUUUCCGUGAUGAAAUUAUUUUCUCGUGA
Cyclocybe aegerita is the source of this 1071-nucleotide messenger RNA. The record is from the annotation of a GenBank genome assembly. Lineage: Eukaryota; Fungi; Basidiomycota; Agaricomycetes; Agaricales; Hemipholiotaceae.